This is a messenger RNA of Guillardia theta CCMP2712, 837 nucleotides long. RefSeq lists its product as hypothetical. The transcript is spliced from 2 exons. Gene Ontology annotation, cellular component: Cul4-RING E3 ubiquitin ligase complex. Gene Ontology annotation, molecular function: protein binding. The record is from RefSeq and is a predicted model, not a curated record. Bases 1 to 837 code for a protein of 278 amino acids. NCBI's taxonomy places the organism in Eukaryota, Cryptophyceae, Pyrenomonadales, Geminigeraceae.
AUGGCAGCGGCCACUUGCAGCAGCGUGCUACGGUCUCCUGAACGCAGAGGGGAAGGGGAGAUGCUCCGAAGGAGGGGCGAUGGAGGCAGAGGAGGAGAUGGCUCGGUCAUGAAGCAGCUAAGGGCAAGGGAGUUCCUCGCGACUACCAGCCGGUUCCCCCAACUGCCAGCUACGAGCAUGUGGGAGGGAGUGAGGACGAGAGCGCUGAGGUACGAGGAUGAGACGGCUGGCUACUCGGAGGAGAAAGGAUGCUUCUGCGUGGGAUUCGACCUCACGGGGAACAUGCUGGUGGGGUGCAUGGAGGACAGCACGAUCCGCCUUCUUGAUCCACGACAGGGAGGAGGGGGAGGAGGGGGAGGAGGAGGAGACGGAGGAGGAGGGGCGCGAUGUCGCGUCGUAUCCAUCUUGCAUGGACACAGCGGGCCUGUCAACAACUUUAAAUUCAUGGACGGCUAUACCCUCCUGACAGCCUCUGACGACAAGACGGUACAGCAGUGGGACAUGCGAAGGCUUGAGUCGAGUGGCUGUGGGAGGUCAGGUGAAGGAGGAGGAGGAGAAGGGGAAAGGGGAGGAAGAAGGAGCUCAGCGCUGGUUCAGAAGUUCGUGGGACAUGGAGGUUGGGUGAAGAACAUCGAGCCGUUGAGCAGAAGCGAAUUUCUGUCCUCGGGUCUAGAUGGGACAGUGAGGAUAUGGGAUAUCAAUGAGGAUGGAAGCUCGAAGGUUGCGACGGGGUGGAGGAACAAUGUGAUUCUCAAGCACAAGAAACUUUGUCGGAUGGCGCUGUCAAGAGAUGUGAAUGGGGAGAGGCUGAUAGUCUCUUUCUGCGAUGAAGGGUGA